This is a messenger RNA of Pterocles gutturalis (yellow-throated sandgrouse), 863 nucleotides long. Its product is annotated as pancreatic alpha-amylase-like. NCBI's taxonomy places the organism in Eukaryota, Metazoa, Chordata, Aves, Pterocliformes, Pteroclidae. The record is from RefSeq and is a predicted model, not a curated record. The annotation marks the transcript as partial. The transcript is spliced from 5 exons. Gene Ontology annotation, biological process: carbohydrate metabolic process. Gene Ontology annotation, molecular function: alpha-amylase activity; cation binding.
AUAAAUGGGCAGUGAGAAGAGCGCAACUGAUCACAGAGCACAGGAUGGGUAUCUAUUUUCUUCUGUUAAUUGUAGGGUUUUGCUGGGGGCAGUACAACCCCAAUACUGAGCCUGGGAGGACGUCUAUUGUGCAUCUCUUCGAAUGGCGCUGGGCAGAUAUUGCUCUUGAGUGUGAACGCUACUUAUCUCCUUAUGGAUUUGGAGGAGUUCAGAUUUCACCUCCAAAUGAAAAUGUUAUCGUUACUGACCCCUGGCAGCCAUGGUGGGAAAGAUACCAGCCAGUCAGCUACAAGCUCUGCACGCGAUCUGGAAACGAAACUGAAUUCAGAGACAUGGUGACCAGGUGCAACAAUGUUGGAGUACGUAUUUAUGUGGACGCAGUAAUCAACCAUAUGUGCGGAGCUAGUGCUGGUGCUGGCAACCAUGCUACUUGUGGAAACUAUUUCAAUGCAAAGACUAAAGAUUUUCCAGCUGUGCCAUAUUCUGGCUGGGACUUUAAUGAUGGUAAAUGUAAAUCUAGAAGUGGAGACAUUGAGAAUUAUCAAGAUAUAUUUCAGGUUCGAGACUGCCGCUUGGUUAGCCUUCUUGAUCUGGCCCUGGAGAAGGACUAUGUACGCUCAAAAGUUGCUGAGUACAUGAACCAUCUCAUUGAUAUUGGCGUAGCAGGCUUCCGAAUUGAUGCUGCCAAGCAUAUGUGGCCUGGGGAUGUGAAGGCGAUUUUAGACAAGCUGAAAGAUCUAAAUACCAAAUGGUUUUCUGCAGAAACAAAACCUUUCAUUUACCAGGAGGUAAUUGACUUGGGCGGAGAGCCGAUCAAAGGCAGCGAGUACUUUGGAAAUGGCCGAGUGACGGAAUUCAAAUAU